CCCAACCAUCCCGUGUGCACGAAGAGGUCGAGAGUGCCACCGAGUUUCAGUAGGGAAUUUGGAAAGCGGUAUUUGCAGUCUGAUUUUGCCGUUUGUGAAGAUCGAGACAAAAUAAGAUGUUUGUGAAAGUGGCUAUUACAGUCGCUUUGGCAGCCGCUAUUUGCUGGCAUUUUGGAUUUUACCAGUUAGAAGACAUCACCUCAACGAUUAAAAACGGACUGAAUAAUGCUGUGGGGAACUCUAAAAACACUGCACAACCUGCACCCUCGGCUGCAUCCACAAAGGAAGACUUUACACCCCCAUCCUCAAUAGUGGAACAACCCACUAGACUUCUAAGUAAGGAGGAGUUGGGCCACUUCAAUGGCGAGGAGGGGAGCAGGGGUCUGUAUCUGGCCGUGUAUGGCCAGGUGUUUGAUGUGGAGAAAGGGGCGAGGCAUUACGGCCCCGGUGGGGGGUAUGAAUUCUUCUCGGGUCGCGACGCAACAAGAGCGUUUGUCACCGGAGAAUUUAACGAGGAAGGCUUGGGAGAUGACGUGGAAGACUUCAGUCCUAAGCAGAUGAUGGAAGUAAAUACGUGGGUUGAGUUUUACAAGAAAGAGUACACACAUAUCGGAAAAGUCGUUGGGAGGUUCUAUGAUGCCAAUGGGGAGCCAACGGAGGCGUAUCGGCAAGCUGAGAUGGUGUUGGAGGAGGGGAGGCAAGAGAAGGACAAGGAGGAUGCUGAGAACAGAAGAUACCCUCCUUGUAACUCAUCUUGGAAUCAACAAGAAGGGAGCAAAGUCUGGUGCUCUGAUCAAAGCGGUGGAAUUGUUCGAGGCUGGGUAGGUUUGCCCAGACGUUACUUUCUUCCUGGCUCCAAAAACUGGAAAUGUGUUUGUGUUCACGAUCGAGACCUAAGUAACCCACACAUGAAGGUAUUUGAAGGAUGCGGACCAAGCGACAUCUCAUGUAAAAUGAAUUGAAAGCUUUGUUGGUAUGUAUUUUUUUAGUGAUUCACACGUACAUGUAAGACCAUUUCUCAAAAGCGAGCUUGCAUUACAAGUAAAAGACAAUCAGAGUCCAACAAGUUGGGUGUGGAAUUACCUUUAUGGUUCUUAUUCUAAAGACCUUCUGGCCCAAUUUCAUAGAGCUGCUUAGCGGCAAGCAAAUUUUCGUGCUUACUGUAGAAGAAAACAUUGCUGCUAAAGUGCAAGCAUAUUUCACAGGUUAGCAAGAAAAUUAGGCGGCCAUCUUGCACGCUCCCAUGAAUUUGUAUUGUUCUGUCAUUAAUUUUUUUGCAAUAAGCAUCGGAAGGUUAGCAUGCCUUUUCGUGUGCUUACGAACAGUAAGCACAUAAUAUGCAAGCAGCACUAUGAAAUGGAAAUCGCCCAGUGAGCACAAAAUCGGCUGCUAAGCAGCUCUAUGAAAUUGAGCCUGUGUAACCUUUCCUUACACUAUGUACAUUCAUAAGUUCAAGGACUUUUCUGGCAGGCAAGAUAGUACACUGGCUAUAUGUGAAAUUGUACAUUUUGUGUCAUAAAUUUCCAUGUAAAUUCAAGAGUUCUAAAACAGAAACGGGUUU
Messenger RNA from Asterias rubens (European starfish), 1561 nucleotides. Its product is annotated as neuferricin-like. The record is from RefSeq and is a predicted model, not a curated record. The transcript is spliced from 4 exons. Lineage: Eukaryota; Metazoa; Echinodermata; Asteroidea; Forcipulatida; Asteriidae. Gene Ontology annotation, cellular component: endomembrane system; membrane. The coding region runs from base 117 to 962 and encodes 281 amino acids.